Molecule: messenger RNA, 516 nt
Organism: Leguminivora glycinivorella
Lineage: Eukaryota; Metazoa; Arthropoda; Insecta; Lepidoptera; Tortricidae
Product: histone H4-like
Biological process (GO): nucleosome assembly
Cellular component (GO): nucleosome
Molecular function (GO): structural constituent of chromatin; DNA binding; protein heterodimerization activity
Source: RefSeq, a predicted model, not a curated record
GACGCGCGCCGCAAGUCGUGUGUCUGUAUUCCGUUCGUUCGAGAAGUCUAAUCUCUCUAACAAGUCGCAAUGACCGGUCGCGGUAAGGGAGGCAAAGCUGGGAAAGGAGGAGCCAAGCGGCACAGGAAGGUGCUCCGUGAUAACAUCCAGGGUAUCACUAAGCCCGCCAUCCGUCGUCUGGCCCGCAGAGGCGGCGUCAAGCGUAUCUCCGGUCUGAUCUACGAGGAGACCCGCGGCGUGUUGAAGGUGUUCCUCGAGAACGUGAUCCGUGACGCCGUCACCUACACCGAGCACGCCAAGAGGAAGACCGUCACCGCCAUGGACGUCGUCUACGCUCUGAAGCGUCAGGGCCGCACCCUGUACGGUUUCGGAGGUUAAGAGCGCUGCGACACUAUAUAGUGUCGUCGUCGUGCGAUAUAGUGUAACUAUACGAUAUAUGUGUCGUUACCGUAUCGCGCGCUAGCGCACCGCGUCCUCAGACGCAAAUACAAAAAGGCCCUUUUCAGGGCCGCAUAU